GCUGCUGGCUUCUAGCUCCUUAUUUGGAUCCGAUCAACUCCGUUUGCCACUUUCUUCUCCGAUCUGCGGCGCUGGUAGAUGGAUUCCCGCCCAUUGAUUCGUGGAUUGUUGGAUUCGCCAGGAGAGGCCGAAGCAGCUACUUCGGUGGCCUCUUCUGUGCUCGAAGUGGCCGCAAUCGCGCUCAAUAGAGCCUCCAGCUGGUGGAAUGGUGCGGAAACCCCCGUCCUGUUGCAGGAUUGGAUCUUCCGUACCCUUGCAGUCCUCUAUGGCAUCGUUGCCGCCGUUGCCCUUAUUCAGCUGAUCAGAAUAGAAUGUAGAGUUCCGGAUUUUGGCUGGACGACGCAAAAGGUCUUCCAUUUCUUGAACUUCUUGGUAAAUGGUGUGAGGUCAGUUGUCUUUGUCUUAAGGAGGGGCGUCCAGCAUAUAAGGCCAGAGGUCUUUCAACAUGUUGUUCUUGAUUUGCCCAGCCUGGCUUUUUUCACUACUUAUGCACUUCUGGUGCUGUUCUGGGCUGAGAUAUAUUAUCAGGCACGUGCAGUUUCGACUGAUAGACUAAGGCCAACUUUCUACACAAUUAAUGCAGUGCUUUACACCAUACAGAUAGCCUUCUGGCUGGUUUUUUGGUGGAAGCCCAUUCGACCUGUGAUUAUCUUAUCAAAGCUGUUUCUUGCAGGUGUCUCAUUAUUUGCAGCCCUUGGAUUUCUUCUUUAUGGAGGAAGGCUUUUCCUGAUGUUACAACACUUCCCUGUUGAAUCAAGAGGAAGGAGGAAGAAAUUACAGGAGGUUGGCUAUGUGGCAACUAUAUGUUUCCUUUGUUUUCUGGUGAGAUGCAUAAUGAUGUGCUUGAAUGCAUAUGACAAAGAUGCGGACCUUGAUGUUCUUGAUCAUCCUAUUCUGAACCUUACAUAUUAUCUGCUUGUGGAAAUUGUACCCUCGUCCCUUGUCUUAUUCAUCCUAAGGAAGCUACCUCCCAAACGUGCUACUCAGCAUCAUCCCAUUCAUUAGCCAGUGUUAGUUCUGUUGAAGAAUUCAGUUCAUCUCUAGUAUCACAAAAAGACUUCCAACGAAGAGGGAGAAAAAAAAAACCUAAAAAAGGGUUCAAUGUGGGAUGGAGCAUGCAGACUGAAUGCUUUAUAAGUGUAUCGCACUUGUGCGAUGGAGCCAGUAGGAUAUGUAGUGCUUCUGUACAACACUCGUCGGUUUGUGAAAUUUAAUGAAUAAGUUGGGACUUUCGUGUUCAAUGUAGAUCAGUCAUAUUUGGAUGCAUUUACUCGAGUUUUCAGAGAAAUAAUUCUUUAAUUUUCUGCACGAAGAGCGACUGAAGCACAAAAGGAUUCAGCGUGUGUAAUAAGAUAAUUUCUGCGCUAAAAGCUGCAUACCUGCGAGAAGUUGUGAGAAGGGAGAUUUCUUCUGGGAAUGACGAUGAGAAGGGAAAGAAUAUUCUUGUGACCUGCAAUUAUUUGGACCUUGCGGUUCUUUUGAACUCUCUGUGGUUCUUAACCAACCAGUCAAUUGCAAGAAUAUUAGGUGCUCGUUUUUUGUUUAUAAUUCCCAUGAAAGUAACAGUAACAAUGCAUGUAUAACUUGUGAAAGUAUUCAUCUUGCUGCUCUAGCCCUAGGAGGAUUUGGGACAACUGCACAAGGAGUUUGGAUGUCUUUUUGGCGAACAGAAUUCAUAUACUUUAUACUAUGAUACAUUAUGAAUGUUAAUGAAUAUAAAUAUGUAGAAUUUUAUUAUCCUA
This is a messenger RNA of Zingiber officinale, 1742 nucleotides long. RefSeq names its product tobamovirus multiplication protein 3-like. NCBI's taxonomy places the organism in Eukaryota, Viridiplantae, Streptophyta, Magnoliopsida, Zingiberales, Zingiberaceae. Bases 79 to 1005 code for a protein of 308 amino acids. The transcript has 11 exons. The record is from RefSeq and is a predicted model, not a curated record.